Molecule: messenger RNA, 4222 nt
Organism: Manis javanica (Malayan pangolin)
Lineage: Eukaryota; Metazoa; Chordata; Mammalia; Pholidota; Manidae
Source: RefSeq, a predicted model, not a curated record
UCCUUUCCCUAGGGCAGCAGCAGCUCAGACUCUCUGGAGGGCCAGAGCUGCGACUAUGCCAGCAAGAGCUAUGACGCCGUUGUCUUCGAUGUCUUGAAAGUGACUCCUGAGGAAUUUGCUAGCCAGAUCACAUUAAUGGACAUACCCGUGUUUAAAGCCAUCCAGCCUGAGGAACUAGCCAGCUGUGGAUGGAGUAAGAAGGAGAAACAUAGUCUCGCCCCCAACGUUGUGGCCUUUACCCGGAGGUUUAACCAGGUCAGUUUUUGGGUUGUACGAGAAAUUCUGACAGCACAGACUUUAAAAAUAAGGGCAGAAAUCCUGAGCCAUUUUGUGAAAAUAGCCAAGAAACUCCUAGAACUCAACAACCUUCAUUCUCUCAUGUCUGUGGUGUCAGCAUUACAAAGUGCACCCAUCUUCAGGCUGACAAAAACCUGGGCUCUUUUGAAUCGAAAAGACAAGACCACCUUUGAGAAACUGGACUACCUGAUGUCCAAAGAAGAUAAUUACAAGCGGACGCGGGAAUACAUCCGAAGCCUGAAGAUGGUUCCCAGUAUCCCCUAUCUAGGGAUCUAUCUUCUGGAUUUAAUCUACAUCGAUUCUGCAUAUCCUGCCUCAGGCAGCAUCAUGGAAAAUGAACAAAGAUCCAAUCAGAUGAACAAUAUCCUCCGAAUUAUUGCUGAUCUACAAGUUUCCUGCCGCUACGAUCACCUCACAACCCUGCCCCACGUGCAGAAGUACCUGAAGUCUGUGCGCUAUAUCGAAGAGCUCCAGAAGUUUGUGGAAGACGACAACUACAAACUGUCACUCAGAAUUGAACCAGGAAGCAGCUCCCCGAGACUCGUCUGUUCCAAGGAAGAUCUUGCAGGCCCCUCCGGCUCCAGCUCUGCGAGGUUCAGCAGGCGGCCCACCUGUCCCGAUGCAUCUGUUGCUGGCAGCCUCCCCACACCCCCGGUCCCAAGACAUAGGAAGAGCCACAGCCUGGGCAACAAUAUGAUGUGUCAGUUGAGUGUAGUUGAGAGUAAAAGUGCAACAUUCCCGUCGGAGAAAGCGAGGCACCUGCUGGAUGACAGUGUCCUAGAGUCCCGCAGCCCCCGUAGGGGCCUCGCCCUCACCUCCUCCUCUGCCGCCACCAAUGGACUCUCCCUAGGCAGUAGUGAGAGCUCAGAGUUUAGUGAAGAGAUGUCUUCAGGGCUGGAAAGCAGGGGACGUCUUUAUGCCACACUGGGGCCCAACUGGCGGGUUCCAGUUCGGAAUUCUCCCAGAACCCAGAGCUGCGUUUACAGUCCCGCCGGCCCGUGCAUCUGUACACUGGGGAGCCCAGCAGCGGUGCCCACCAUGGAGGGGCCUCUGAGAAGGAAAACGCUGCUCAAAGAGGGGCGGAAGCCCGCGCUGUCCUCAUGGACCAGGUACUGGGUCGUCCUCUCGGGAUCCACCCUCCUGUACUACGGAGCCAAGUCCUUGCGGGGCACAGACAGGAAACACUACAAAUCCACACCUGGCAAGAAGGUCUCCAUCGUGGGCUGGAUGGUGCGGCUGCCGGACGACCCAGAGCACCCGGAUAUCUUCCAGCUGAAUAAUCCUGAAAAAGGCAAUGUUUACAAGUUCCAGACUGGCUCCCGGUUUCAUGCAAUACUGUGGCACAAGCAUUUGGAUGAUGCGUGUAAAAGCAACAGGCCUCAGAUGACGAGCAGCUAGAAAGCAGAACUAGCAGGAAGUCCUUGACAAACGAAAACAGUAGGACAAGACUGAUCCAGGGAAGACUGGCGAUACCACAGGGGAGCCCCAAAUAAACUGCCUUUAAGCACCCUGGCUCACCUAGCCCCCUGGAGUACGCUCACACAAGCACGCACAGAGGUGCGCCGCUAAGAAUGCUCACUGCAGCACUGCCCGUGAGAGGAAACAAAGGACAAAAGUCCCCGGAAAGCCCUGUGACCCUCCAUAAUUUCCUAUCGGGCAACACCUGGUAGCAAAGAAGACAGAGGCCGAUCGGUGCAUCGUCACCUGACGGCGGCUCCUACACAGAAGUGAAGAAGCGGUGAGCACGAUCUCAUUUGUAUUAAAACAUAUGCAUAUUUGUUAUAUGUCUGUACAUUUAAAAUCUCUAAAAUAAUAUACAAGAAACCAUAAUUCUAUGAGAAUCCUUUCCACAUUAAGCAAAUGUACUUGCCCCCCUCCAUGGUGGGAAGACCAGGGGUUUCGGUAGGCAGUCAGCUAAGGUGAUGUGAAGUGAAUGCGGCUGGCGCUGCCUCGGGUGACGGCAAGAGCCAGAGUGUCCUGGCCUCCCCACUAGUCACGCUGUGUGUGUCUGGGGUCCCUCAUCAGCUCUGAGUGCCUCUCUGAGAGCACAGAGCACUGGGGCUCUCCUGCCACACACAGGUGGCCAGCAGGCGGGAGUGGCCCCAGGUUGGACUGGGACGGACAGUCUGAGGUGGGCCGCCAGCAUGGUGGGGAGGAGAGAGACCCGAGCCUUGGUGGUGGCCUGGGAGUGGCGCAGCCAGGAGCCGUGAUGAGGCGCUGCCCUGGGCAAGGCCCACUGCCCCUCUCUGGGGGGUGGGGCGGGCAGCGCACCGGUGGCAGCAGCUCCAUGGCAGGUAGCGAGGAACUGGGCCAAACCCAUUUGGCAGAGCAGGUGUUUGGUCAGAAGGACAAAUGAUCCAAAUCUCUGGUAUGGCGAACAUGGUGUGCCCUGACAAGGUUCUGCCAUUUCUAAGAAUUUCUGUCUGAUUUUUAGACUUAAGGGAGGGGGAUCUGCUAUUUUUUUCUUCUUUUUCCCCCUUUUAUUUCUAAUUUACUCUCAGUCAAAUAUUCCCACUCUGUGCUAUAUGAAAUAAUGAAAAGCUGACCCUUAAAUAUCCCAGAGCAGAGGGUGAUUUAGAUAAACCACAGUGCCUCCAUGGGGUGGCCCAGCAGGCCGCAGUGGCCGCUGCCCCCACGGAAAGUCUCAGUGACUGAGAUCGGUUCACUUUUUGUGGAACUGCAUUUCUUAAAAUUGUACUAACCCUGAGUACACAUAAACCGUAUUGAUACCAUAUGUGUAAGCUGUAAAUCCCAGCAGUAAGGCAAACAGCAGUGCACCCAGCACCCAGCCUAUAGGCAGGCGGGGCCCCCUGCUUAGGACGCCUCCCUCCCCCAGGGGCCUCUUCUGGAUUCUGCCUGCCUCCCACCUUCACCUCUCACUCCUGAUUUGUUUGUUUACUGUUCCUUUAAACAGCAUCUAAAAAUAUUUGUACAUGUAUUUGAUUCCUUAAUGUAUUAUCUUGGGUACAUUUUUAAAAAAUCAUUUUUUAUAAACAGAACCCUAACUAUAGUUUCAUCCACGCCUUGCUCUCCGACAGUGUGUUCCUAAGUUUCAUCGGUGUCAGUGUGUGUGACUGUCAUUAAUUUAUUCUUACUGGUUUUUUUAUUUAUUGACCCUGAGAAUUGAGGUUCUGCUUUUUGCUCUUUUGAACAGUACUGCUGUGACCAUUCUUAUAACUGUCUCCUGGUACAAAGAGAUGCAUUUUUUCCAAUUCAUUGCUAUGACCAAAUUGACACCAAGAUGGAUUUGUUUUUGAUGAAACUGCUUCUCAUCAAAUCUCCUAGAACCCCGUGGCAGUGCUGGGGGAGGAGGCCUGGGGCUAGGGGAGUGUUAGCAGCUUUGAGGAGAGGGGAAGAGGACACUCUGACUUUGGGCUGGCGGUCCCCCCCAGGAAAGGGAGCUGGGAUCUUGUCCUGGGCACAUAGCUGUGGGAAGGUCUUGGGGUUGCUGAUAUCCCCAAACUUAGCCCUUCUCUUUGCCAGUUCCUGCCGUCCCUGACCACCCACCCUCCCUGACUGGCUUCCCUUCCCGAGGCAUAUGCCCAUUCUUCAGGAUUUGUCUCCUCUCCAUUCCAAGUGCAGUGUGAUUUUGGUGCAAGGAUAGAGAGCAUACACUCUCGUGUCUCAGCGCUGCCACUCCCUGUGUACUUCCCCUGUCUAAGCCUCAGUUUCCCCUCUUUAUAAUGGAGAUACCACCAGUACCUGCCUCAUGGGUUGUUGUGAAGACUUGAGGACACAAUGCACGUGAAGUGUUCAGAGCAGCCUGUGUCACUUAACAAUUGCUGGCUGUCAUUAUUUCCAGGCCCUCUCUCCACCUGACCUGCUCAUUUACAGACUAACUGGGAAAGGCCUGGUCCCUUUCCUUAGGGACUACCCUUUGUCCCUUCCUAAAGCUGGGAACUUUGACAAGAGGUUGAGCUUUCUC